Eurypyga helias (sunbittern) is the source of this 696-nucleotide messenger RNA. It is a transcript of the gene IGSF6, whose product is annotated as immunoglobulin superfamily, member 6. The record is from RefSeq and is a predicted model, not a curated record. The coding region runs from base 1 to 696 and encodes 231 amino acids. The transcript has 6 exons. Lineage: Eukaryota; Metazoa; Chordata; Aves; Eurypygiformes; Eurypygidae.
AUGGCAACUUUCAACAAAUUAAAAAACGUGCUAAUGCUGGCAUUUGACUGGAUUCUGUACAGUGCUGGUUCUGCAGAUAUCUGCCAAGUCACUGUAACACAACCCAGAUUUCAGGAAGCUGACUACUCCGUGAACACUGUCUCCCUAACGUGUGCUUUCUCUGCCUCUGGAUGCCCCCCGUCCCCCCCUCAAGUUCUAUGGUUUCGCUUUUUAACUAAUGAACAUGAGGAUUUGUGUACUCUCAAAUGCAAAGACGAACAGAAGUACAAACUCAGUUUCUCAGAAAAUAACAUUUCACUUCAGAUCAAUGAUCUGACUGUAGGUGACAAUGCUGUUUAUAUCUGUGGAAUAGCAUAUUCAGAUUCAAGUUCACCCCGUUCUAAACAAACAGGAAAUGGAACAGUACUAACAAAAACAGGUCAAAAUGGAAAACUCAUCUUCAUCAUCAUGAUCAUCACCUCAUCCUUACUGUUUCUAUACAGCACUGCUGUAUUCACAUUCUUUGUAGGCUACAAGUUAAAACCAAAGCUGCUGAAGAAAAGUGGGAAUGAAUACCAAGGAACAGAGAACUGUAAAAUCAGCAGUGGAAGAAAAAUUUUUCAAGCAAUUGCCGAAGAACUCCAGAAGCAGAGAUAUGCUGAACACUGCCAACAGCCUGAUGACCUGGAAGAUGACACUGUUUAUCAGAACAGAUGA